UCCGGUCUGUGGUUGGCGCCGAGUAUGACGUCGACGGCUCUACCCCGACGAUCGGUUCACCAACCGCUAGGCAAGGAGGUGAUGACCGACAUCUUCUUGACGUCGACGGCCGCGCUGUCGGCGAAGAGCUCCCUCUUCAUCGCGUGGGGCCAGCUCCUCACCUACGACCUGGCCCUCACGGUGGCCAACGAGACCGAGUCCCUCGACGUGCCUUGCAACGAUGCCGACCAGAACGGGGGGAUCGACGUGUGGUGUCCCCUGGGUGCCGCCUCGGAGGAUAUUCCCUUUUCCAGAUCGGACGCCGCGGAGGGGACGGACGGCGUGCGCAGCCCUAUCAACUACGCAUCCUCGUACAUCGACCUGGACUUCGUGUACGGGAGGAGCGCGGAGGCGGCGGAGCUCCUGAGGACAAUGGAAGGUGGUUUCAUGAACGUUACGGACAGUGGAGUGCCCUUCCAGAACGAGGACGGAACGUGGCUGGUGAGUGUGGGAGAAAGGCAGGCAGCGAGGCAAAGAGAAACACUUGUGCGCUUAUGUGGUCCGUCGGUCCUGAGUUUUUUGUUAAUGCGACUGACGAGGGCAUGUAUAGCGUUUUUGGUUUUCUGCGUUGAGUGA
Ectocarpus sp. CCAP 1310/34 is the source of this 615-nucleotide messenger RNA. Lineage: Eukaryota; Phaeophyceae; Ectocarpales; Ectocarpaceae. The record is from the annotation of a GenBank genome assembly.